Messenger RNA from Xiphophorus hellerii (green swordtail), 1209 nucleotides. Its product is annotated as ubiquitin domain-containing protein UBFD1-like. Gene Ontology annotation, molecular function: cadherin binding; RNA binding. The record is from RefSeq and is a predicted model, not a curated record. The coding region runs from base 113 to 973 and encodes 286 amino acids. NCBI's taxonomy places the organism in Eukaryota, Metazoa, Chordata, Actinopteri, Cyprinodontiformes, Poeciliidae. The transcript is spliced from 7 exons.
AAUUCAUUGGCGUACCAUAACUAACUUAUUUUAGACUUUUCUUAGUGGCAUCGGAGUCAUCCUGCUUCCUGUAUCCUCUUUGCCACAAACCGACAGAUUGUACACAAUCAUCAUGGCGACGCAGGAUGGAGAUGAAGGAGCCGUAAUGGACACUGAGACUGAGGCAAAGCCAACAGAAGCAGAGGCAUUUGGUGAAAAUGUGGAAAAGGCCGAUGCAGAAUCUACAUCUCUCACAGAUGCAGGAAAUGCCACAACUCAGGACUCUAGUAUUAGCAAUGGCGACGACGCAGACGACAAGCAGGAGACGGUGGACUUGAAGAUUAUCUGGAACAAGAACAAAUACGACCUGAAAAUUCCUGUCGACAGUACCGGAGCCAAGCUAAAAGAGAGGAUCCAUGCACUCACUGGUCUUCCACCAGCAAUGCAGAAAGUGAUGUACAAAGGACUGCUUCCAGAGGAUAAGACGCUACGUGACAUAAAGGUUACAAACGGGGCAAAAAUAAUGGUGGUCGGAUCUACAAUAAAUGAUGUAUUAGCUGUAAACACACCGAAAGAGGUUAUUCAGCAGGAAGUUAAAGCCGAGGAAAACAAGAAAGAGCCCUUAUGCAGGCAAAAGCAACACAGGAAAGUACUGGACAAAGGUAAACCAGAAGAUAUAAUGCCAUCUAUCAAAGGAACAAAGGAACGAUUACCAACAGUGCCUUUAUCCGGAAUGUUUAACAAAUCCGGAGGAAAAGUAAGACUCACAUUCAAACUGGAGCAAGAUCAGUUGUGGAUCGGAACAAAAGAGAGAACAGAGAAAGUUCCAAUGGGCUCUAUUAAAAAUGUAGUGUCCGAACCCAUCGAAGGCCAUGAGGACUAUCACAUGAUGCAAUGGGAGCGCCUUGUGCAAGCAGCAGUCACAGGAUUCCGACGUGAGUUAAACUUUUAUUAUUCAAAGAUUUACCAAAAGGAAGAAACAUUUACACUAUAAAGCAAAAUUAACAAACAUGACAUAAAGUAGUGAUUGUCAGACAUUAUUUUGUAUCAUUUAUAUUCAUAAAAAAGGUGUAGAUACAUAAAAUAUUAGAAUUUUCAUUAAGACAAACCUGAGCUAGAAAUAAUGUAGAGUAUAAUAUAAAACAAGAGGAUAUAAACGUUUAACCAUAACACUGGACUAGGUGCAACUAUGUAGUGAAACAAAGCCCAAAGAGACAACUGAUAACAUUC